AACAAGGAUUGUUAGACUAAGACUAAAUUGUUUAGCGCGGGAGUCGUUUAAAGAAUGGCCGGUCUCUACCAUCAUGUGAUUUCCUUAGAAACAUUUUUACUAUUAAUAGGUACACACACAAAGCAAUUAAGGCACCAACGAAGGCAAAUUACCAGUAUUUCUCUGUGGGUAGUAGUAGUAGGAGGGUCUUAAUUCUUUCAUCUUAUUAAAAGAUUGACACGUUUUAGCUGCACUGUCAUACAGAGGAAAUUGAUCCAUCAUAAUUUAUUAGUGUUUGCAAGUAAUGCUCUAAUUGAGUUUAUCUAUAUCAGUUUUCCUGUUACUAUAAGUAUGUUUGCAGAGCACAUGAGUGGGACACUGGAUUAGUUUAGUCUUGUCUAUUCAGUUACUACAAUGUCACGGACAGCACACUACGUAACAAUCCUGUUCAUAGCACUUCUAAAUUCUUCCUUUAGCCAUGGCAGAAGGAUACGAUACUUGAAUUUGCGUGAAGGGUCAACUUGUUCAUGGAAGGGUUUAGAUGGAGUUUGUGCCAACAUAUACAACUGUCGAAGUACCAUGAAAGACUUUCGAUACGGGGACCCCCCUCCGAUAUGUAGUUUCCAAGGAGUAAAAACGAUUGUGUGCUGCACUGACUGUGAAUUGAAAGACAUUUCAACCGGGGUAUUUCAAAUAAAUCCUGGAGUCCCAGCGUGGCUCUACAAAACUGGAGAGAAGGCGAGGGACCAUUGUUUAGACUACCUGAAUCAAUUAGAGAAGUGCAUACCUCAUACAAUUUAUCAAUAUGAAACGGAAAAGCACCCGACUAAGAACUGCAACGAUAUUUUAAUAUCCAUUGUCGGAGCGGCUGGAGGGAAAGACGCCAAUCGAGAUCAAUUUCGACAUAUGGCCCUGCUGGGGUAUGGAAAAGACAUCAACUCAGCGCAAUGGAUGUGCGGCGGAUCGCUCAUCAGCGACAAAUUCAUUCUCACAGCUGGCCACUGCACAGCAGCUCCUAGAGUAGGCCCAGUGCGGUACGCCGCGCUAGGUAUCCUGAAGCGCUCGGACCCGCUGGAGCUGUGGCAGCGGUACCUCGUGAAGAGGAUAGUGCGUCACCCGCAGUACAAGCCGCCAUCCAAGUAUCAUGACAUCGCUCUGCUGGAAACCAACAAAAGGGUAUUUUUUAACUCGCACGUGUUACCCGCCUGUCUUCAUAUUAUGCCUCAAAACUACUCGGAAAGUUUUGCCAGAGCGACCGGUUGGGGCGCACUAGGCCGUCGUCGUGAAUUGGCCGACACCUUGCAAGCAGUGCUCCUAGAUCGAUAUGACUCUCAUGAGUGCAGCCAGCUGUACCCGAAGCACAGACAUAUGCGGCACGGGUACAAUCACACCACGCAAAUGUGUUAUGGGAGCAGACAGGAAAUCAGGGACACUUGUGAGGGCGACAGCGGCGGACCACUCCAGAAUGCAGCUUAUAUUUCUGAAUGCGUGUACACUAUCCUCGGAGUGACAUCAUCAGGCAUUCCUUGUGGUGUCGCCGGUAACUCCGGCGUGUACACCAGGGUGCUGCCAUACGUGCCUUGGAUAGAGAGCGUCGUGUGGCCGGACUGGCCGGACUGGCGAACGGAUUAAUGCAUAAAAAUUAACCUUGCAAUUAGUUCAUGUAUCAAUAAACUAUUUCGAUGACCAUUUUCA
Molecule: messenger RNA, 1674 nt
Organism: Trichoplusia ni (cabbage looper)
Lineage: Eukaryota; Metazoa; Arthropoda; Insecta; Lepidoptera; Noctuidae
Product: serine protease snake-like
Exons: 10
Coding region: 394-1611 (405 amino acids)
Biological process (GO): proteolysis
Molecular function (GO): serine-type endopeptidase activity
Source: RefSeq, a predicted model, not a curated record